CUCUCAGAAUUUAAAUCAUAAGAAGCGCGUGCUCGUUUUUUCUCUCUAGCGUUUUGUUUUGAGCGUCUCGGCGGUUCAAAUUUUGGAUACGGACCGAUCUUUACGCACGGACCUCCGCGCGCGCAGGAUGAAGGUGAGCUUCGGCGCGCUGGUGAUCUCAGCCGGCAUCUGCGGGAUUCUAAGCUUCGCCUUUCUGGCGUCGUCUCUCGGAACCGAUUAUUGGUACAUCAUAGAAACGAACCCCCAGAACGCCACGGACUUUGAAGAUUUGACCUCGCACUCUGGACUGUGGCGCAUCAACGAAGGUAAGCUGCAACUUCUGCCUCGCGGUUUGAGCACGAGCUGUUUUGGUGCAGGAACACAGUUUCUUCUUUCAGGUGGACGGACGCAGACCGAUUCAGUUGACUCGUUUAUGACCGAUUUCUCCAGAUUAUCUGAGACGGAGAUGCGCUUGCUGAGUGAGUCUUCUGCAUUAAUCUGCAGUUUUGGUGCAACCCCAACUCCACUGAUGCUCCACAAACCGUCUGCUCCUCCUGCAGAUAUGCACAGUGCCAUAGUGGUAGUGCUUCCCCUCAGCCUGGUUCUGUUGCUGUUUGGAGGCAUCUGUGGAUUGAUCAGCUCCUUGGCCCGGAGCCCGGUCCUCCUCACCGGCACAGCCUCCUACUUCUUCAUCUGCAGUCUGUUGACGCUGUGCGGUGCCACCCUCUACAUCAUCUACUCGCACCAGGCCCUGGCAGAGACGGAGCGGCUGGUGGGGCAGGAGGGUCUGAGCUACAUCCACACCUCCUUCGGAUGGUCUCUGGGUCUGGCCUGGCUGUCUUACGCCCUGGAGCUCCUCGCCGGCGUUCUGCUGCUGGCUGCUGCUCAGACGGCCAAACUGCAGCAGAGCGGCGCCGUUUUAACUUACUAACCGUUUUCCUCCAAGUGACGGAACAGGACUCAGAGGGAGGCAGCAGGCAGGGUUUGACGGACGUGGAUCUCUUUUCUUUAGGUCUUUAAUACAUUUACUGCUCCUGGUGUGGCUCCACUUUAACAGCUACACCUUAAUAGAUAAUCAAUAGAUAAUAAAAUCUUCUUUCACAGCUUUAAAUUUGACUUUUUGAAAAUCUGUUUAGUGUAAAUGAGAACAAAGGCUGGUUUUUGAGUUAUUCUUCCCUGCUUUGGUGUAAUCACAUCACACUUUAUAGCACAAUAGAGGUACAAAAGAAAGAUUUUUAGUUUUUUUUUUUUAAUCAAUAAAAUCCCAAAACUACCAAAUUCUAGGCCUGCGCAAUAUACCUCAAAUUUAUGUCAACGAGGGUCAUUUGGAAUGUCAUUUUUAAACUGUUGCAAUGAAAUGGGAAUUAUGUUUUUGGUUGUUUU
Oryzias latipes (Japanese medaka) is the source of this 1362-nucleotide messenger RNA. It is a transcript of the gene tmem235b, whose product is annotated as transmembrane protein 235b. Lineage: Eukaryota; Metazoa; Chordata; Actinopteri; Beloniformes; Adrianichthyidae. The record is from RefSeq and is a predicted model, not a curated record. Gene Ontology annotation, cellular component: apical plasma membrane.